This is a messenger RNA of Closterium sp. Naga37s-1, 513 nucleotides long. Lineage: Eukaryota; Viridiplantae; Streptophyta; Zygnematophyceae; Desmidiales; Closteriaceae. The record is from the annotation of a GenBank genome assembly.
AUGACUGAGACGGAAGCCGCCGAUGCACCAGCCACCGUAACCAUAGCUGGCCUAAACUGCCAGCUUGUUACUUUCCCUGUAGACUCCGAAGCUUUGCGUGAUGGCUACUAUCAGUCGCAAGUCAAGGAAGGCGACGAGGGAGGCGUUGAGGCAGGCAGCGUGGAGGGCGAUGCAGAAAGCGACGAGGAGGACAAUUCGGAAGUUCCCGAUGCUCAUCAUGCCGCCAUCAACCGAAAACUUGAAUCCGAGCUAGAGGACCUGCGUAACACCUUGGCCGUCAUGCAGUACAACUUAACGACGCAGCAGCAGAUUGAGUUGGAGAGGGAUGAGCUGCGUCGAGAGGUUGCUGCGCUUCGGGAUGAGAUUCUGGCUUUCCGAUCCGGUGCGCACGCAAUGGAUGGACCGGAUGACGUGGACGACCCCCGAAUCAACAUGGACAAGCUGCCGAAGGUGGAUGGGAAAAUCCACGUUCCCACCAGCUUGUCCGACAACGACGCGUUCAUGGUGAGUUGA